Molecule: messenger RNA, 1147 nt
Organism: Nycticebus coucang (slow loris)
Lineage: Eukaryota; Metazoa; Chordata; Mammalia; Primates; Lorisidae
Product: 1-acyl-sn-glycerol-3-phosphate acyltransferase epsilon-like
Cellular component (GO): mitochondrion; endomembrane system
Molecular function (GO): acyltransferase activity
Source: RefSeq, a predicted model, not a curated record
AUGCUGCUGUCCCUGGUGCUCCACACGUACUCGAUGCGCUACCUGCUGCCGGGCAUGGUGCUCCUGGGCAUGGCGCCCACCUACGUGCUGGCCAGGGGGGUCUGGCGGCUGCUGUCCGCCUUCCUGCCCGCGCGUUUCUACCAGGCGGUGGACGACCGACUCUACUGCAUCUACCAGAGCAUGGUGCUCUUGUUCUUUGAGAACUACACCGGGGUCCAGAUAUUCCUAUAUGGAGAUUUUCCAAAAAAUAAAGAAAAAUAUUUAGCAAAUCAUCAAAGCACAGUUGACUGGAUUAUUGCUGAUAUGUUGGCCUCGAGGCAGGAUGCUCUGGGAUAUGUGCGCUAUGUGCUGAAAGAUGGAUUAAAAUGGCUUCCUUUGUAUGGGUGUUAUUUUUCUCAGCAUGGAGGAAUCUAUGUAAAGCGAAGUGCCAAAUUUAAUGAAAGAGAAAUGAGAAACAAGCUGCAGAGCUACGUGAACGCAGGAACUCCUAUGUAUCUUGUGAUUUUCCCAGAAGGUACAAGGUAUAAUCCAGGACAAACAAAAGUCCUUUCAACUAGUCAGGCAUUUGCAGCUCAACAAGACCUUGCAGUAUUAAAAUAUGUGCUGACACUACGAAUAAAGGCAACUUAUGUUGCUUUUGAUGCUAUGAAGAAUUACUUAGAUGCAAUUUAUGAUGUUACAGUGAUUUAUGAAGGGAAAGAUGAUAGAGGGCGAAAAGAGCCCCCCUCCAUGACUGAAUUUCUCUGCAAAGAAUGUCCAAAAGUUCAUAUUCACAUUGAUCGUAUAGACAAAAAGGACGUCCCAGAAAAGCAAGAAUAUAUGAGAAGAUGGCUUCAUGAACGUUUUGAAAUAAAAGAUAAGAUGCUUAUAGAAUUCUACGAUUCACCAGAUCCAGAAAGAAGAAACAAGUUACCUGGGGAAAGUGUUAAUUCCAAAUUAAGUAUCAAGAAGACUUUACCAUCAGUAUUGAUCUUAAGUGGUUUGAUUGCGGGCAUGCUCAUGACUGAGACUGGCAGGAAGCUGUACGUGAACACGUGGAUGUACGGCACCUUGCUGGGCUGCCUGUGGGUCACUGUCAAGGCAUAGGCAGGGCGCUGUCUCCAAGGAGUGCUGUGCUGCACAUUAUAUCAGAUUGUUUCCUGGAAGU